AUGAAUACUAAUGAGCUGGCAGACAUUGAAUCGUUGACAGAACAAGACAUUUUACUGCUGCUAGAAAGCAAAGAUUUGACGCCUGAAGUAUUGGAAUGGAUUGAGCAAUACCAACAAGCGCGAUCAACAAGCGGCUCAAACGAUAGCACCACAACAGCUGCCAAAGAAGCAGGCCACUCUGAAUUCAACCUAGGUGACAAGUGUGCUAUUACGUUCUCUUACGAAGACGAUAUGGUUCUUUUGCCAGCCAUCAUAGUAGAUAUUACCGAGUCAACCACGCAAGUUCUCAUAUUGACUCCCAUAACCAGAAGCACAAUACCAUGCAGCCAACAUUUCAGCCCAUCCACAUGCAAAAAAGUGUCUUGUCCCCACAGCCAUGGUUAUACACUGCCUUCCGAGUUUGUUGCACCCUUUGAAGCGCUAGGAACACAUGAUGCAGAUACACUUUUAGCUCAACUGCAAUAUGGAAAGAGGGUUUGGUGCAAAGAAAAGGAUUCGCAGGAUAUAUGGCAAUUGGGCAACAUUAUAGAUCAGUUGCAUGGGCCUCGAUGGCGAGUGCGGUUAAAGGACUCGAAAAAGCGAAUUCGUGUGGACAUGGAGCACAUUAUGCCAUUCAAAAGCUUACUGGAUGAUGAAGAUGAGAACAACCAUCAACAAGACAUGGGCGAGUGGAGUGAAUCGGAUCAUGGAGAUACAACAGACACUGAAUCUGCGGUAGAGGAUGAUCCUGUGAUUGCGAGUCGACCGGAUGAUACAUUUGGGAGCUGGGAAUCGCAUACCACCGGAUUUGCAUCAAGAAUGAUGAAGAAGAUGGGAUACAUUCAGGGUCAAGGUUUAGGAGCGGAUGGGAUGGGGCGAUUGGAACCUAUCCAGGCACAACCGUACAGUGGUAGUUCUCUGGAUCAACGGCCUGGAUUGGGACUCGUAAAGAAGAAGAAACAACCAUUCAAAAAGAAGAAAUCAAAGGAAUCUGAGAAAGUCGAACAAGAAGAAGAAAUGGACAUGUUUGGACUGAUGAACUCUUUACUUGAGAAACAGCAAACAGAAGAAAAGACGCCCGUAAUGACAGCUCAACAACGACUCAACAAGUCCACAGAUACCCGCCAAGCCAACCAAACCCGGGCAAAGCUCCAAUCACAACUAGAAAAUGCCAAACAUGAGUAUACACAUGCAACAGAGGCAUUGCGACGCAACAAAGGUACUGCAAUGGAAGCUCAGUUCAGAGAUAGACUGAAAUCCGCCACAGAAUCGUAUCAUAGACUAAACAAGCAAAUGACUGAAAUUGAUAAUUACGUCAAACGCACAAAGCAGCAAAAAGACAUGUACACGUUCUAA
Molecule: messenger RNA, 1335 nt
Organism: Mucor velutinosus
Lineage: Eukaryota; Fungi; Mucoromycota; Mucoromycetes; Mucorales; Mucoraceae
Exons: 2
Coding region: 1-1335 (444 amino acids)
Biological process (GO): negative regulation of transcription by RNA polymerase II
Cellular component (GO): nucleus
Molecular function (GO): metal ion binding; RNA polymerase II cis-regulatory region sequence-specific DNA binding; DNA-binding transcription repressor activity, RNA polymerase II-specific
Source: RefSeq, a predicted model, not a curated record